Carica papaya (papaya) is the source of this 1228-nucleotide messenger RNA. Its product is annotated as CHY-type/CTCHY-type/RING-type Zinc finger protein. Gene Ontology annotation, molecular function: ubiquitin protein ligase activity; zinc ion binding. Gene Ontology annotation, cellular component: nucleus. Lineage: Eukaryota; Viridiplantae; Streptophyta; Magnoliopsida; Brassicales; Caricaceae. Gene Ontology annotation, biological process: protein ubiquitination; ubiquitin-dependent protein catabolic process. The record is from RefSeq and is a predicted model, not a curated record.
AUUUUUGCGGAUAAAGAUUACGAUCUUGCGUGUUGCUGACUCAUCAUCUCCCAUCAACCCCUAUAAAUUCUUCAAGACUUAAAAUUCCUUCUUUCAUCUCUUCAAAUUUUUUCAUCCAUGGACAUUGAAUCUGCAACUUAUGGGUGUUCCCAUUACAGGAGGAAAUGCAAGAUAAGAGCCCCAUGCUGCAAUGAAAUUUUUGAUUGCAGACAUUGCCAUAAUGAAGCUAAGAACUCUCUGGAGUCUGAUCCCCUUGAUCGGCACGAUAUUCCUCGCCAUAAAGUUGAAAAGGUCAUUUGCUCCCUAUGUGGAACCGAACAAGAUGUCCAACAGAACUGCACGAACUGUGGAGUUUGUAUGGGAAAGUACUUUUGUGCAAAAUGUAAAUUCUUCGAUGAUGAUGUAUCCAAAAAACAAUACCAUUGUGAUGACUGUGGGAUCUGCAGAACCGGAGGCGAGGAUAACUUCUUUCAUUGUAUGAAAUGCGGCUGUUGCUAUUCAAAAUUAAUGAAGGAUGCACAUUGUUGUGUGGAAAGAGCAAUGCACCACAAUUGCCCUGUUUGCUUUGAGUUUCUCUUUGACACGAGGGCAGAUAUUACUGUUUUACCUUGCGGACACACGAUACAUUUGGAGUGUGUGAAAGAGAUGGAGCUUCACUACAGGUACUCAUGCCCUGUUUGCUCGAAGUCCAUCUGUGAUAUGUCAAGUUUGUGGACAAAACUCGAUCAUGAGAUUGCCUCAACUCCAAUGCCAGAAAUCUACCAGAAUAAAAUGGUGUGGAUUCUAUGCAAUGACUGCGGGGCAAACUCUCACAUUCGGUUCCAUGUCGUGGCACAUAAAUGCCCAAACUGCAACUCGUACAACACAAGGCAGACAAGAGGAGGUCCAGAGACGACUUCAUGCUCAACAAGAGUGGCAGAGAUGGUGAGAUGAGCUAAGAUUGUCACCAACCAUUCUUUUUCAUGGUUGGGGUACAAAGCAAUUCUUGCUCAGAAUUGUUGCUUCAUCAAUAUUCUUGUCUACAGUUAUCUCAGUAAACAUUUAAUCUUUUCGUUUCAUUAUUACAUGGAGAAAAUCAUCAAAUAUUAUUAAUCAAUUAUAAUGCUGGUAAUUUAUGAAGCCAAAUCUAGAAGAAAAUCAGGGCUAGAAGAACCUUAAUGAGCUUUUAGAAGAGAACUAUUACACAAAGUCAGCAAAUUUAUAUUCUAUCCUGAUGUUUCUAGAUCAA